GAAAAGGCGUUCAGAAAGAGAGCGUUUCCAGCAGAAGUAUAGCUAGAGCAAGCGAGAGAACUUGGUUGCGUUAAGAAAUUACAGCAGGUGGUUUUGAAGAGCAUGUUGAGAGCGUCUGUCUCGCCGUGUUUGUUUGAGAUUUACUGUUCGUGAACAAACUGAAUGUUGUUAUGUUUCUGUGAGAGGAUGAUGAUAGCUUCAUGAUAUUGGGUAGCCCCGUUUUUGCCCUUUGAAACACACUCGCCUCUGCAUGUAAGGCAAAACGUCUGAAUUUGAAAUGCAGCCCGAAUUGGAAGACGCCUACGUCCCCAACAGUUUUGUGUCUUGUGAAUCAAAGCAGGCUUGCCUACUGUGGUUUUGAAUUUUUGCAGUUCUCAAGGUGGACACCUCUGACGGAGCUUGGCAGCAAGUGGAUAUAUCAUUACACUUGAACCUGAAAGGCACUGCUGGGCACUUGGACAAUGGCAUCUGAAGCGCCGCUGCCACCGACGGCUGUCCUAGGGCUGGGUCACUUGGGCGCCAAAGUUGCCGAGCGCCUCGUCAAUGAGAAGUUUCCGGUGGCGGUAUGGAACAGGAGCACAGAGAAAGCGAAGUACCUGGGGGAGAUGGGGGCAAAGGUCGCACAAAUUCCGGCUGAAGCGCUCUCCCAGUCCGAGAUCAUCAUCCUCAUGCUGGUCGACGCGGCAGCCAUACGGCAGACGCUGUUGUCCGACGAGAGCCAAAAGCAUCUGAACAAAAAAACCAUUGUUCAGAUGGGCACGAUCAGCGCCGGGGAGAGCCGCGAGCUGGAGGCGACCGUGACGAAGCUUGGGGCGCGAUGGGUUGAAGCACCGGUGCAAGGCUCCAAAGCCGAGGCGCUCGCGGGCACGCUGCAGGUCAUGAUCGGAGCGGAAACGGAACCGGAACCGGAAUCAGCCAUUGGGCGGGUGCUCGCAGCUCUGGGGUCCGUCGAGUACUUUGGCAAAGUGGGCGCGGCGUCGACUGUGAAGCUGGCGAUCAACCAUCUGCUGAUCGCAGAGACGGCGGCGUUUUCGGCGUCGCUAGGACUGGUGCGCGCGAAUGGCGUGGACGUGUCGAGGUUCAUGGACACGCUCCGUGGCAGCGCGCUGUAUGCGAAGCAGUUCGACAAGAAGCUGCAAAAGAUGAUGGACCGGAUCCACAGCAACCCCAACUCCACCACCCGGCUCUUCCUAAAGGAUCUCGAUCUGUUCGUCGCAGACGCGGAAGCUGCGAAUCUAAAAGCGGACGGCGCAAAGAGCCUUCACGGGGUCAUCCAAGCGGCCAUAGACAAAGGGUUUGGCGACACGGACUAUUCGGCAAUCUACGAAGGGGUUAAUCCUUGAGCGGCGUCGCAAGUUGUCAUAUAGCCAGCAUCAUUUUUGACCUUAGAACGAUCGCUACUAACAAUGCUACUCAGCAAAAAUCUAUUUAUGUGAUCAGAUACAGUCCACUUAUUCGUUUGUGGUUGAUAGGUCGAUUUGUAGAAAUGACGGCCCAAUCAUAAAGCGGAGUUUGACAAGGGAUCCCUUCCAUAAUCUUCGGUUACCGAAGGUCAAUCAACCUGAUGCAUUUCGGAAAUUGGUGCAUGCCGAGUUGCGGAGUCGACGGAUUAACCUUCUUCCGAACUCUCUAAACAAGUCCUUCAGCAAAGUCCUCGUUUCUCAGGCCCCUCAGCGCCGCAAAGUCUUACACGUUGAGAGCUAGUAGCUAAAGUGGCCGUCCACGGACCCGGCUACUUGAUGAUCAGACAUAGUUCGUAGUGUUACCAGUUCUCAAAGCACGAGUUUGAUGCACAAGUGCGUCGGUGCAGCGAUCAUAUAGGCUGUAAGGCGAUUUUGUUGAUAUUGCAG
This is a messenger RNA of Klebsormidium nitens, 1850 nucleotides long. NCBI's taxonomy places the organism in Eukaryota, Viridiplantae, Streptophyta, Klebsormidiophyceae, Klebsormidiales, Klebsormidiaceae. The record is from the annotation of a GenBank genome assembly.